Eutrema salsugineum is the source of this 1073-nucleotide messenger RNA. Its product is annotated as putative protein TPRXL. NCBI's taxonomy places the organism in Eukaryota, Viridiplantae, Streptophyta, Magnoliopsida, Brassicales, Brassicaceae. The record is from RefSeq and is a predicted model, not a curated record. The transcript has a single exon. Bases 112 to 744 code for a protein of 210 amino acids.
CCAACCACCCUCCGGGGACUCCUAACAGAAAACAAAGCUUCCUCUCUCUCUCUUUUGUCUUCUUCUUCUCCAAGUCUCUCUUCUUUCGAUUUUGAAUUUCUCUACAAACAAAUGGCGAUUACAUCUUCUAGAACCAGAUCUACCGGGCCGGUGCUUCGCUCCGUGUCGCCAUCAGGCCGUUUCUGUGGUGUGUAUUCGAACGGUGUGUCGUCUCCGUCGUCUUCAGGUUUCGCUUCGUCCACAAGCUCCAGCUUCUCGUCGCCGUCUUCAGCUUUUUUCAGCAACCACCAUCAACAGCACCACAGAUCCGCAUCUCCGACGCGCGUGAACCUAUUCAAAUCGGCGCCGUUGACGCAGUCGUUUCGUUAUUCGAUCGAUAACAGAUCUAUAUCGCCGAAUCGAUCCAUCGCUGUUUCGAAGCCUAGCAGCAAUAAGAUUCCGGAUUCGAGGAGGAGAUGUAUGUGUUCGCCGACGACUCAUCCUGGAUCGUUCCGAUGCAGUCUACACAAGAACGUCGCGAAUCCACACGGCCAAGGCGCAGUGACGUAUCCGACCAACAGUUUGAACAUGCGUCGAUCUGCGAUGACGAAUUCUCUGGUGAGAAUUGGUGGCGUCGAGGGUGAAUGGGUGAGAAGAGCGUUGACGGCGUUGAUAAGGCCGUCUUCGCACCAGCUCAAGAGACGAUCUGCGUAUCAGCCUCGACCUAGCAGGCUAUCGUCCAUGUCGAAAGCAGAUGAUCUUUGAUCUGGUUUUUCAGGUUUGUUCUUGUUUUUGAAUCGGCCUCAGGAAAUCAUCGUUUCUGGUAGAGCUUUGGUUCCGAGGAGGAUGAUAGAUCCGGCGAAGAAAGUCUGGAUCUGAAGAGAGCUGAUACUCGGAUCUGAAUCAAAGAGGAAGCUAUUCGAGCUGAGUCAUGCCGGAGCAGAGUAUUGUAAAACGGAGACCGAAACGACACCGUCAUAAGUUUUGUUUUGUUGGGUGAAGAUGAGAGAUGCAUUGUACAUAGUACUCGUUUGCUAAUCAAGGACACAAUAUUUCCCUAAGUCGAAAUAAUAUCUAAAAAUCGGAUCAGUAGU